Messenger RNA from Aspergillus saccharolyticus JOP 1030-1, 488 nucleotides. Its product is annotated as putative NADH-ubiquinone oxidoreductase subunit GRIM-19. The record is from RefSeq and is a predicted model, not a curated record. The coding region runs from base 113 to 475 and encodes 120 amino acids. The transcript has 4 exons. Lineage: Eukaryota; Fungi; Ascomycota; Eurotiomycetes; Eurotiales; Aspergillaceae.
ACGGCAUCAUAUCUCCAAAUCGAAGCUCGGCCCGGCCGUAAGGUACGACGACUUACCUUCUUCUCCGAAACCCCCAAUUGAACCAGUCCUCCGCCCUCUCCUCCCGGUCAAAAUGCCUCAGGACAUGCCCCCCGCUGGGGGCUACACCCAGGUGCAAUACAAGCGCAACAUCCCCGUCCGCGGAUUCAGUCCCAUGGUCUACCUCGCCGGCAUGGUCGGAGCUGUCACCUACGGAAUGUACAAGUACUACUACUCCAGUCGUGAGAUGCACGAACUCGGCCGCGAGAAAAUCUGGGGCCGUCUGCACAUCCUUCCUCUCCUUCAGGCCGAGGAAGAUCGCGAUCAGGCCCGUCGGUACUACGCCGACAAGGCCCGUGAGCAGGAGCUCCUGGGAUCGGAAAACAGGGUGUAUCACUCUGAUCGCUUCGUCCGCCCUACUUUUGCCUAUACCCCCUCCAAGGUUACUGAAGAAUAAACUUAUUGAAUUC